AUGCUUAUAGAGAAAUCGAUACCGUUUGGUGAACGUUGUACCAAAGAACAACUCUUGUGUUUGAUUGGACAGCAUAAAGAAGAGCCUAUCUACGAAGCAGAUGAGAUACUCAGGACUCAUGGGCACGAGGUUCUAAGACUGCCACCAUAUCACUGUUUCUUGAACCCCAUAGAGCUGAUUUGGAGUAUCGCUAAGCGAAAAGUGGCCAGCAAAAAUGUAGCCCAAUCUGCGCAAGAGUUUGAAAGAACUAUUAGAGAUUGCUUCGAAAGCGUGACCCCUAACGAUUGGAAAAAAAUGACUGAUCAUGUUGUCCACAUAGAAAAUCAGUACAUGCAAAAGGAUAACAUAACUGCUCACAUGAAAAGAUUUGUCAUAAGCGUCGGUGAUGACGAGUCUUCUAGCAGUUCUGAUCAAUAUACAGGAGGGGACUCGGAGCCGGAGUAUUUGCUGUCCGACUUUGAUAACUACUUAGAAGCAGAAUAUUUAGACUCCGAUUUUAACUACAGCGAAUAA
Cydia fagiglandana is the source of this 513-nucleotide messenger RNA. RefSeq lists its product as uncharacterized. The record is from RefSeq and is a predicted model, not a curated record. Gene Ontology annotation, molecular function: nucleic acid binding. The coding region runs from base 1 to 513 and encodes 170 amino acids. NCBI's taxonomy places the organism in Eukaryota, Metazoa, Arthropoda, Insecta, Lepidoptera, Tortricidae. The transcript has a single exon.